Messenger RNA from Sinocyclocheilus rhinocerous, 2104 nucleotides. RefSeq names its product GPALPP motifs-containing protein 1-like. The transcript has 8 exons. The record is from RefSeq and is a predicted model, not a curated record. NCBI's taxonomy places the organism in Eukaryota, Metazoa, Chordata, Actinopteri, Cypriniformes, Cyprinidae. Bases 109 to 1353 code for a protein of 414 amino acids.
UUCGAGACCGGAAAUAAGAGAAUGUGUUCUGUAUCGUAGCAUUUUCUGGGUUUGUGAACGAAUAAAUGUGUGUUUUAUUAUCAUUUUUCUGACACAAUAAUUUUUGAGAUGUCUAAUCAAAAUAUAACUGGACCCGCUUUGCCACCGACGAUAGGAAAAAGCAAAAAUGAUGAUUCAGAUGAAGAAGGCGCAAUUAUAGGUCCAGCUUUGCCUCCAAGAUAUAAAGCUUCAGAGUCCUCCAGCUCAUGUGAAGACAGUGAUCAAGAGGAGGUCGUGUUCAAGAGAGCCAAAUACUCAUCAUCAUCUAGGAACCGGCCUUCUUUAAACAGCAGGGGCAGUGUUAAAGAUGAGAUGGAUAUAAAGCAAGUCGAUGAGGAGGAGGAGGAGGAUGAUGAUGAUGAUUUCUUUGGUCCAGCUCUUCCCCCAGGAUAUCAAAAGGGAGACAAAUCACCUGAAGGGCCACCUUUACUAGGACCUGCACUCCCUCCAGGAUUUAAAAGACAAGAUCUUGAUGAAGAUGAUGAUGAAGAUGAAAAAGAGGAUACCAGAGGGUGUUUAGGGCCAGCUUUACCACCAGGAUAUCGAAAGCAAGACAGAUCUCCUGAACGACCACCUGUAAUAGGACCUGCUCUACCUCCAGGCUUUAAAAGACAAGAUGUAGAUGAAGAUGAGGAUGAAGAGGAGGUUAAAGAAGAUGCUAGAGGAUUUUUAGGACCAGGUUGUACACCAGCAGUGCCAAGUGGUGAAGAAGAAGAAGAUGACUAUGUCGUUGGACCCAUGCCAUCAAAAGGACCGUCCCAGGACUCUGUGGCAUUGGACUUUGAAAGAAGAGCUCAAAGAAUGAAAGACAAACUUACAGGAGUGGAUACUGGCCCCAAAGUGCUCUCCAGAGAGAGCUGGAUGACCGAGUUGCCUCCUGAGUUGCAGCACGUGGGCCUGGAAGCACGAACCUUUAAGAAAAGAUCAGGCCCUGAGAACAAAGACCGCUCAGUUUGGACUGACACUCCCGCUGACUGUGAACGAAAAGCUAGGGAACGACUAGAGGCUAAGGAAAAAGGUGAAUCUGCCAAGGAUGAUGGACCUCAUCUGCCUCAGAAAGAGCUUGAUAUGGCUGAAAAAGUUUCAAUAUAUAAUGAGUCCAAGCGUGGUGAAUCUCUCAUCAGUAUGCACACUAAAAAGAUGAAAAGAAAAGCUGAGGAGGAUGCUAACAAGCCUGUGGAAAGAAGACCCUUCGACAGAGACUCAGACCUCCAAGUCAAUCGGUUUGAUGAGGCUCAGAAAAAAGCUUUGCUCAAGAAGUCACAAGACCUGAACACCCGCUUUUCACACAGCAAAGACCGCAUGUUCCUAUGAGGGACAUUCAACAAAUUUAUCUCUUAUUGUCAAGAAUUUUUUUUAAUGGAUGUUGUACUGCAUUGGAAUCUUUGAAGCAUCAUCAUUAUCAUCAAAACAUUAUGAGCUUUUGUUGACAGUUAUAUGUAAAAUUAGGAGGACCGACUAUUCCUCCUGAAUUUGCCUUUUUUUUUUUUUUUUUUUACCAGUGUCUAAUUGUAAGAGAUAAUACAUUAAAAGUUUUGUAAUUUUGUGACUUCUAUAAGUUUUUAGGCUGCCUUUUUAUUAAUAGGUAAUGAAUACUUAAGUAUCAUCGUUUAUAUCCAGUGAAUUCCUCUGAAUUCUGUCAGUUUCAUGUUUUUGGGUCAUGUAUUGUUCACCAGAGUGUGCUUUCCUCAUAGACUAUUCCAAGUUCAGAUCACAUGUACUUCACCCUAACAAUAAAAGACAGAAAUAAUUAAUAUUUUGCUUAAUGAAAGUUAAGACCAUUUUAGACCCAUUAAAACUUUUUGUUGUGUCAUAACACUUAAUCCCAAAUUAUUAUUACCUUAAUGAAAAAAAACAGCACUAUGAUGCUAACAAUUGAAAUUCUAAAGUAUUUACAUCACUAGUUUUUUGUUGUACUUUGAUUUAUGCAGUUGUCAAAUUUACCGUUUAAAUCCAUCACAUCUUUCCUGUACAGUACACUAUUACUAUAUUAAUGCGAAUCAACAUUCAUGGUGAUAAUGUUACAAUGCAAAUAAUCAUGAUGGUCCUAAUAUUAUUUUUUGUU